CUUAAAUCCGAGGAUCAGUUUUUGAGAUUUUCCAAUACUUUCUUUUAAAGUUUUGAUUUUAUUUCCCCAGUAUCAGAGGAUUGCUUAUACGUUAGCUUUUUGUGUGACAGUCUAGAUAUAACACCACAUUAACAAGCAUGCAUUUUGGAUUAUAUUUCAGGUUUUAGUAAAAAAGACAUGACAACGUUCAUAGUGAAGCACGUGCUGGCCAUUGUUGUCAUCUUGGCCAGUUUACUUUAUCUUGUACAAGCUGAGCGGGGACAGUUUUAUGGCGGAUCAAUGAGCUACAAAUUGGAGAAGCAAGUCAACGGUAGCAAUCUGGUGACCAUCGAGUUAAUUACAGGGUGGGUACUAGGGAAAGGUCCCUGUGGUCCAGCUUGUAACAGCACAGACAUAGGUAGAUCUACACGCUCUACAAGACCAUUAAUGACGAGAACAUAUUCAGACUAUCUAGGGACCUACACGUUGGAUUAUUCAAACAAGACUGCCGGUAAAACGGAUACUGUAGACAUGAAUGCGUUAGUACUCUCAACAUACAAUGAAACUGUAAUAGCCAUUAGCGACUACGGGAAAUGGGAACAGGAACUUCUUCAUUUUAGCUUCUUAAUGCCACCUGGAAUAGAAAAAUUAGAUGUAAAUUUUGAAGGAAUAUCAUGGCGGAAAUUAACAUUGCAACACGGAUCUAGCAAAUGGCAUUUUCAAACCACUGUAACAACAGCUUUGCGUAGUGAUACGGGGAAACCUAACCUAAAUCCUCGGUCAUUUGCAAAACCGUUCUAUAGGGUUGAAUUAGGCACAGUCGCAGAAAUACACAUUCCAGCCGUUGAUGAUGAUGGAGAUUUUAUUAAAUGUGAAAUAGCAGCAUAUGUUGAGGGAGGUUAUAUUGCAAGCCAUCCACCGCCAAAUGUACAGGUCUUCGAAAACUGUACAGUAUCAAUCAAUACAUCAGAGUCUAGCAACUACACAGAUGACUCAUGGAUCGCCAUGCCAGUCAGUGUGAGGGAUUACAAUAGGAAGAAGAUUAUUUAUGGCACGGACGAUUACUGGCCAUAUAAAUUUUCAAUGAGUGCAAAUGCUUUGCAGUUUGUUGUACAAGUGUUAGCUAAUUUGAUUACACCGGACUUUGUAGAACCAACGCAUGAGGGCAACCAUAUAUUUAUCAUGUAUGCUGACACAUCACUGAGAAUAGAAAUAUAUGCCGAGGCAGCAGAAAAUACCACAAUUGACAGUUUCACGGCGUUUGGAAUACAGCAUGAAACAUUUAAAUUGUCAUCAAUACAACAAGAUCCGAGACGACCUCAAGUUAAGUAUGCAAUAAUGACAUGGAAGCCGUCUGCUGGCGAAAUCGGACGACACAUAGCAUGUGCUAAUGCACGUGAUAAUACCGGGGUGGAUUCGUCAGAGGAAAGAUGCUUCGUAUUGGAUGUAAAAGGUGAUGUCUUCAACCAUACCACUCAAGCUUUUGUGGGGAAACCAUACUUUGUUGACAUCCCGUCACCAGAUCAGUUUGUUGACUGCAAAGUGCAUUCGACGUGUGUGGUAGCAUUAUAUGUCAAAUCAACGAUCGAAGUUUUAGAUGUACACGUGACUGAAAGCUACAUAGAUAAGUAUGAGUUGGGUCCAAUACAGGUCGUGCCACAUAAAGGUGAAACAAUGUACAAAACGGACCUUUCAUUUGAGCAUUCAUUGUACGGGAAGGAACAUAUCUGCUUCAUGGCAAGAAACAAAAAUGGUGUUGAAAGUGAGAAUGUUUGCAUACAGAGCAAAAUAGAACCUCCAGGUAAGUGAAAAAUAUGUGAUUGAAAAAGAAAAUAU
Messenger RNA from Mercenaria mercenaria, 1815 nucleotides. RefSeq lists its product as uncharacterized. The record is from RefSeq and is a predicted model, not a curated record. The transcript is spliced from 13 exons. Lineage: Eukaryota; Metazoa; Mollusca; Bivalvia; Venerida; Veneridae. The coding region runs from base 178 to 1788 and encodes 536 amino acids.